Molecule: messenger RNA, 4518 nt
Organism: Taeniopygia guttata (zebra finch)
Lineage: Eukaryota; Metazoa; Chordata; Aves; Passeriformes; Estrildidae
Gene: GPR171
Product: G protein-coupled receptor 171
Biological process (GO): G protein-coupled receptor signaling pathway
Cellular component (GO): membrane
Molecular function (GO): G protein-coupled purinergic nucleotide receptor activity
Source: RefSeq, a predicted model, not a curated record
CCCAGAACCUAGAAUUUCAUGCAGGAGUAUUAGAACAAAUGAGGAACAACUACAUUGCAAAAUCCUGAUUUCAGACAGAUUUUAUAUGUGAUAUAUGUGUGGGGAAGGGAGGAAACAGAGUUCCAGCCUUGGAAAACAAAAGCAAAGGAGCAGCCACUGACGCUGUUCAGUCAGACCCCCACAUGCCUCUCCCCAGGAACAGGAACGAGAGGGCUCUGGGCUGUUCUGAGCAUUUUUUCCUUUCUGUCACUGCUCCCCUGGGUAAUUUCCACGUGAUUCAGCCGUUUGAACACUGAGUUUAACUGCGUCAGUCAGCCCCUCUGGAAACCACAGCCACGUUUUGUGCAGAGGCAGCCUGGGCAGAAGGUCACGCAGCCCUGGCCAGGAGAGCAGCGGCUCAGGGACAUCAGACUUUGCAGACAAUGCCCAGCAGAACCCAGGCCACCAGGACAGGUCUGUGAUACUUCCUGUCAGCAAAACCAACUCACACAAGGAGUUUACAAUGUCAAGCAACAUUUCUGAAUGUCAUCUCUAUGAAGAAAUGGAACCUUUUACCUAUUUUUACUACUUGAUUUUUCUUAUGGGAAUUAUUGGAAGCUGUUUUGCACUGUGGGCAUUCACACAGAAGGACCAGAAACAGAAGUGUAUGAGCAUCUACUUAAUCAACCUCCUCACUGCAGAUUUCUUGCUGAUUCUGACACUGCCAGUGAAGAUUAUUGUUGACCUAGGAGUUGCGUCCUGGAAUCUGAGAAUAUUCCACUGCCAAGUCACGGCCUGCUUCAUCUACCUGAACAUGUAUUUAUCAAUCAUAUUUUUGGGAUUGGUGAGCAUGGAUCGCUGCCUGCAGCUGAUGCACAGCUCCAAGAUCCACCGCAUCCAGGAGCCUGGCUUUGCCAAGACGCUGUCUGCAGUCGUGUGGGCCAUGGUUCUCCUCAUCACGGUGCCUAACAUGGCUAUUCCCAUAAAACACAUCGAGGAAAGACCUGGAGCUGGAUGCAUUGAUUUCAAAACGAAACUUGGGAGAGACUGGCACGUGCUGACUAAUUUCAUCUGCACGGCAAUAUUCCUGAACUCCUCGGCUGUGAUUGUGAUCUCCAACUGCCUCGCGGUGAGGCAGCUGUGGCGGCACCAGCGCGGCGAGCGCAGCGGGCGCGCACGGCGGGCGCUGGCACACGUCCUGCUGGUGACGGCCGCCUACCUGCUGUGCUUCGUGCCCUACCAUGCCGUGCGCGUGCCCUACACGCUGAGCCAGGGCGACGCCGGCGCCAGCUGCCCCCUGCGACGGGCUCUCUUCAAGGCCAAGGAGUGCACCUUGCUGUUCGCGGUCUCCAACCUCUGCUUUGACCCCCUUCUCUACUACCACCUUUCCAAGGCCUUCCGACUGAAAUUUGCCGAGGCGUUCGCGGCCCCCAAGGAGACGAAGGCGCUCAGGGCCGCGGAGGCGAGUGCAGAGCCACAGCCCAGCCUGUGAGACACGAGCAGAUCAUGCCCACCGGCAGCACCGACAGCCGCGGGCCGGGCAGCACUGCCGGCCACGCUCCCGACGAGCCCGAGCAGAGGGAAACACUGCCGGGAACACCACUGGGGAACACCACCGGGGACACCGCCGGGGAACACCACCAGAGAACACCACCGGGGCUGUGUGAGCCGCUCACGCACCCCUGAGCCCCCGGGAUGCCGCUCAGAGAACGGCGCUGACCCACCAGGUCACAGACACGCGUGCCAACACGUGCUCAGACCCAAAUAUACCUUAGAGUUAUUUAUGGCACUCACCUUUAAUAAGUUAAAUAUUGUGCCUUUACUAUAUUAAAGGACUUGGUGCUAUAAGUGAAGAAAUCAGUGAACAGCAGUUCUUCACCUGCAAAGCUGAUAUGGCAAGAUUAACCAUAAAGCAUUUUGGAGGGUAUUGUUUACUCCAAAAAGGGAUUUUAAACUGCACUGUUUAAAAAUUAUUGUAUCCCCUUGCCUGUAUGGAAACCUGUCACACAAGAGGCAGAUGGGAGAGAGUCUCAGAAUCGUUCAGGUUGGAAAAGGCUUUUAAGACCAUCAAGUCAAACCAUUGAGACAGCACUGCCAAGCCCACCACUAAAACACGUGUGAUCCAGGAUAAAGGCUCAAACCAAGACGCCAAAACUGGAAAAGUGGACAGGAAAUAGGUUCCAAACAUGCUUCAGUUGGGUUUACAUCCAAACACAGCAGCUGUCCUUCAAAGAACAUUUUUAACAACAGUAACAGCGUCAGCAGGCAGAUGUCCCAGACGUGGACGUCCUAUUUACAAAAGAAAAAUCCUUACAGGCUUACACGAGCUGCCGGCUGAAAACAGCGUACACAGCCUCGUGACUUACAGCCUCUUCUGCCAGGGAAAAGCAGAAGUUUACUAAGGGGAAGGAAGCAAGAGAUAAAAAGAGGACAAACAGCACCGCGCGGUGACAUCCCUGCAGCGCGGCGGGGAACGGCCGACAUCCAGCGGCGGUGGGGCGGCUGGGCAGCCCGGCAGCGCUGCCCGGGGCUCAGAGACCCUGCCCGGGGCUCAGGGACCCUGCCCGGGGCUCAGGAACCCUGCCCGGGGCUCCGGGACCCUGCCCGGGGCUCCGGGACCCUGUCCGGGGCUCAGGGACCCUGCCCGGGGCUCCGUACCCUGUCCGGGGCUCCGGGACCCUGCCCGGGGCUCCGCAAUGCCCUCCCCUCACCUCCCAGAGCAGGGCAGCGCUGCCCGGUGCUCACCACGGCCUGCCCAGCAGAUGACACCUGGACCUGCACUGGUAAAGUGGAUGUGUGGGCUCCCUGACCAUGGCAGGAGGAUGGAACUGGACGAUAUUUAAGGUCUCUUCCAACCCAAACCAUUCUCUGUGGCUUUGGAAGUUCAAAUGUUAAAAUGCACGGGCACCAUCCAUCAAGCACUCUGCACCAAUUUCAAAGGUUGAGCUUGAGCCAAGCAACAACUAAGUCUUGAAAAUUCCAGAGGUGGUUAAGAAGUUGCACAUAAUUUAUCAGUUUAAUUUCUUCUCAGCUCCAGAUCUUGUAAGGUAAAGGUAAAACUUUCAAAGCUCAGUUUUUUUCCCAGAAAAAAAGUCAGCACCUUCUCUGCUUCUGCUCUCUCCCAAAUCUCCUGUGCCUGCUGUGCAAACACACUGCUCUCCCGUCCAACAACGCUUUAUUCCCACUUGGCAUUCUUCACCUCACAGUACAAUGUGGUGCUAUUAGAAGAUUUCCUGCAAAUCAAAUGAACAGACCUGCAUAAAAAUGUCAGGCGCUCCGAAUUGGGGAGCACAGCUCUAAGGGGCCAAAGCAGCAUGUUUUCAAACAUAACCUCUGCUCACAAAGUUCCAUAAGACAAAUAAUGGCAGACAACCUGCAUUAAGAACAGAACAGUGACUUUCAGAAGUUUCCCUACCAACAUUGCCUUUUGAAACACAAAGAAAGAACAUUAUUAAAAUUAUAUCUGCAAGUCACAAGAACUUUGGGACACAGAGAGAAGGAAUAAAAAGAUACAAAUACAUGUGAAACAUCACAAAAUCAUUUGGCCCCAAAAGCAAAUAAGAACAAAAAGCCAGCACCCAAAUGAUGAAGCAUAUCACACCCUACCUGCUCAAAACCACAGCACAUCCGUGUGCCUAAGUCCUGAUGUCACCCAGGCAUUAGGGUUAAGAGCUUUCAGAAACUUCCCCUGCCUGCUGUGACAGCUCUCCUUCCUCGGUUUCUCUCUGAUUACCAUAAAAGCGCGCUGGGAACACAAAGACAACUCUGGCAAGUGUCUCACGCCACCCCACCUGCUCUGAGCUUCACAAAACGGUUUGUUGGCACGUCUGUCUCUCCCAGACAUCCCAUCCCCCCGGCACUACGCUCUGCUUGUUCCUGCAAAGCCACUGAAGCCCCGGGUGACAGUGACAGUCAGCAGGUCUCUGCAGAGGGUCCUGAACUGCGACCAUUGCUGGUUGAGAGCACAGCCGCUGCUGGAGUCACAAAACAGAUCCACUUACAUCGCCACUGUCAAAUUUUACUCCAACAGUGCAUUUUUAAAGUCAGAUAUUUCUUUUUUUCUUCAAACACCCUCCAAGGAAAUUCAGGAGUUUGACAUUAUACAUAGACCCAGUGCUAUUAUCGUCUGCACUACACACACACACACACACACACACAAAAAAAAAAGGACUUAAAAAUGCUAAGGAUUUCUGAUUAAAUUUUUCAUUGAUCUCUGGAAAUGGGUUUAUGAGUAGGCGCAAAAUAUAAAAAGCUCCAAGAGUAUGUAUUGUUAGAAUUGUACUGCAUCUCCAGGACAAUACCAACACGAGAUGCUUAGGAAAAACAAGAAUAAACACUGGGUUGCAAACAAGCCUAAAUAAAAUUAACAGCAGCUGUCUACAAAUGAGCUUAUGUUUAAGUGUGCUAUGGAUGAGAACAGGCAAACCACGUGUCUUUUAUCUCUAAGAAAUUCUCAAGUGAAACAACAGAUUAAUUUGAAAGCUACGGCUGAAAUAGACAAUAUAGACAAUACCAAUAAAGUAGUCUUGUACUGACCUA